Messenger RNA from Leptonychotes weddellii (Weddell seal), 2432 nucleotides. Lineage: Eukaryota; Metazoa; Chordata; Mammalia; Carnivora; Phocidae. The record is from RefSeq and is a predicted model, not a curated record.
UUUCCCUGUGCCCUCACCAGGGUUCCAGACUUCUAGGACCCUUAGAUCUUAACUUCAAAGAUAAAGACAGCAUUUUUUCUGACCUCUCCAUGAAAAAUCUCCAUAUUACAUCAGAGAAGACUGUGAGUCCAUAUCUGAAUUAGUCACUCUGGAUUGAGGGAUCAGAAACAGCGUCAGCUUUGCAUCACUUGGACCAAACAGGAUUAGAGAAAAAAAAAUCUGAAGAGUUGGCCUCCAAAGAAGUGCUGCACGUAUCCACCAAAUUUUAAAAAUUAACAGUAGUUAAGUUGAAUAAUGGGACUAUGGUUGUCUUUGUCCUAAAUACUGGUCCCAUUUUUCUUGGCAUGUAUUACUUUAUAAGUUGGGGGGUGAGGGUAUAAAAAUAAUUUUCGUAAGUCUGUUUUAACCUUGCGCCCCAAAAGAUACAGGAUGCUAACACAAAACAUGUAAAAUAAAGAGAUAAAGAAGCAAAUGAGACAAGGGGAAUAGGAGAUUGAGAAGCAAGAGCCAAGGAGGAGUUCCUUGAUAUUUGCCAGAAAUAGGACACCUAGAUACAAGAAAAACCUUUUCCUCAAUUUGGGAGGGAAAAGGAUCUGUGACUCUUAAGGAGCCAGGGGAGGAGGAGGUUCUGAGGAUUCCUGGUUUUCAAGGUGGUGGCCACAGUCCAUCCCAAUAUCUGAUCACCUUCCAAAGACACUGUCACAGAGCCUCCAGUCUGAACCCAUUGCUUCUACUGGGAGAGCAGCUCUCACCACCAACAGACAGGGGCCUUCAUUCUCUGUGUGAUCCUCGCUCUCUUUCUCUCUCUCUCUCUCCCAGCUUACAGUGACCCCCAAGGCUUGCCUUCAACCCAAAGAUUACAAAAUUUCUCCCGGGAAAGCCAAUGUCCACGAUACCCUUGAGAUACCCUUAUUUCUGAGACUUUCCCAGGCUGGGAUUAGCUCCACACAGAAACACUUGGGUUUGGUUUUUAUCUGUUUGCAUCUCCCCUGCUCACCAGGGUCCCAUGCAGCCAGGGCUACAAAUGAGGUGACCGUUCCUGAUCAAAUGUAGCAGACCCUUUCCCCAAAGCCUGGUGAUUGCUCCCACAUUUGAGAAAACAAACCCAACUUUCCAGGGUUAGGUGGCUGGCUUUCUCUGCCCUUUGAGCCUGCCACAUCAUGUUUAGACAAUCGGGCCCUUUAGGGGUCCUUCUGCCUCCCACAGCCAAGAUAAACUCCAGAUUUCGGGAAGUCCAACAAGACACCACAAGUGGGGGUAGACGGCAUGUUCGGUUUGGGUAUGUGGGUUUGGUUUUUGUUUUUGUUUCAAUUAACUCUUGGUUACCUCCCUCUACACAGACAGCUACAGACAGUUCUUCUAAUUCCUCCCAGAAGAGGGAACAACCUACUCGGACAAUCUCCUCUCCCACAUCCUGUGAGCACCGGAGGAUUUAUACCCUGGGCCACCUCCAUGACUCAUACCCCACGGACCACUAUCACCUCGAACAGCCGAUGCCGAGGCCCUACCGCCAGGUGAGCUUCCCCGACGACGACGAGGAGAUCGUGCGCAUCAACCCGAGGGAGAAGAUCUGGCUGACGGGCUACGAGGACUACCGGCACGCGCCCGUGAGGGGCAAGUCCCCGGACACGUCGGAGGACGCCGACUCGUACGUGCGCUUCGCCAAGGGCGAGGUCCCCAAGCACGACUACAAUUACCCCUACGUGGACUCCGCGGACUUUGGCCUCGGCGAGGACCCCAAAGGGCGCGGGGGCAGCGUCAUCAAGACCCAGCCGUCCCGGGGCAAGUCCCGGCGGCGGAAGGAGGACGGCGAGCGCUCCCGAUGCGAGUACUGCAGGGACAUGUUCAACCACGAGGAGAACCGGAGGGGCCACUGUCAGGACGCGCCCGACUCCGUGAGAACUUGCAUCCGCCGCGUGAGCUGUAUGUGGUGUGCGGACAGCAUGCUCUAUCACUGUAUGUCGGACCCCGAGGGAGACUAUACAGACCCGUGCUCGUGCGAUACUAGCGACGAGAAGUUUUGCCUCCGGUGGAUGGCUCUUAUUGCCUUGUCUUUCCUGGCCCCCUGUAUGUGCUGUUACCUGCCCCUUCGGGCCUGCUACCACUGCGGAGUGCUGUGCAGGUGCUGCGGCGGGAAGCACAAAGCGGCCGUGUGACUCGGUUUCCCUCCUUCCCCUCCUCCUCCUCCCCCCACAGCCACAAGGGAACUUGUUGUCUCCGACAUACUCUCACCUUCUUCCCCGCUCCCUGGUACCUUGAGGAGCUAUUCCAGCCUGGGGAGCCUGCCUGGUGGACUCUGCACUUCCCCCAGCCACCCACUCUGCAUCAGACACACACCCAGACACACACGCACGCACACAGUGUUCGAAGGACAGGAACCUCCGCACAGACACUCGGGUAUUAUUAACAAUCUGUAAUCAAUCUGUCUUAUA